Anisakis simplex (herring worm) is the source of this 249-nucleotide messenger RNA. Lineage: Eukaryota; Metazoa; Nematoda; Chromadorea; Rhabditida; Anisakidae. The record is from the annotation of a GenBank genome assembly.
AUGGUGAUAUGCUAUGAGAAAGAUACCGACAUCGAAAGUAAUAGUGACUACUACGAUGGUGCGGAAUACUCGAAGAACUGGUAUCUGACGGCAGCAACUGACGAUGAUUUAAUAUCGGGCAGUGAAAAGGAUGAUAGUAUGAUGUGUUGUUGUAGCAAGUGUUGCUUCAAGUGUGGAACUUGCCAGGGUUGUUGUCAACGAGAGGAAUACAGUGCUACUACAACAGUGGAGUGUUUUUUGUGUUUUUAG